GUUAAAAAUUUAAAUUAAAUAGAGAUCAUGUCUAAUAAAGCUGACAAACUGCUUAAACAGGCUAUGCGCGAGCAGCAGAAGCGUAUUAGGCCUGGUGAAUGUCAGAAGUAUGUGCGCAUAGUACUAGAUCAAGGGCUACUGCGUAUUCCCUGGGGCCAGGAGCUGCUUGAAAAAAUAAAUAAUACGGAUCUAAAGUAUGAAAUACGCAGUUUACCUGCACGCAACUGCAUUAUAUGGGAGCGCAAUGUCGGCCAACAGACACUUGUGGCGGGCGUCGAGUUAGAAGAUGCCUGGCGCAUGGAGCAACAGGUUCUGUUGGUCUAUACAGAAACGGAUUUUCAGCGCGCACUUAAGGAUCGCAACUUGAGCUGCAUAGGAGCAAAGCUGCAUGAUGCAUUCCCCGCAUCCAAUUGCCAGUUUACAGUGGUUGUGCCCCGGCUGCGCCAGAGCAAACACAGCCACGAGGCGAAUGCAUUAAUUGAACUACAACUGCUACAGCAUUUGCAUGUGGAGCAACUGGCUCAACCGCAAUGCCAGGAAUUGCUAUCACUGCUGCAGCGCUACACUAAGGCCAUAGCUGAGUUGCCAUACAAGCAGCAGCGACAAUCGAUUCUGGGCAGCUUUAAGAAAUACCUGGCCAAUGAUAACAAACAAUGCGUCCGCGUGGAGCAGGGCAAUGGCUAUGGACGUCUCUGGCAACAGCAUUUGAAUCGUUUGCCACUGGUUACACUUGAGGUGGCCGAAUCCAUCAUCUCUCAAUAUCCAUGUCCCAAGCGCAUGUUUCAGCACUUUGAGGAAGAUCCACAGGCAGUGCAAACGUUGGCAGACAUCAAAAUCAAGCGCAGCAAUGGACCACAGCCGCUACAGUCAGAACGAAGGAUUGGCAAUGUGCUUAGCAAUAAGUUGUAUACUUUAUAUACUACCAGGGAUCCGAACACCUUAAUAUAGGGUUCAGUAUACAUUAUAU
Molecule: messenger RNA, 967 nt
Organism: Drosophila navojoa
Lineage: Eukaryota; Metazoa; Arthropoda; Insecta; Diptera; Drosophilidae
Gene: mms4
Product: Methyl methanesulfonate sensitivity 4
Biological process (GO): double-strand break repair; mitotic intra-S DNA damage checkpoint signaling; replication fork processing
Cellular component (GO): nucleus; Holliday junction resolvase complex
Molecular function (GO): DNA binding; crossover junction DNA endonuclease activity
Source: RefSeq, a predicted model, not a curated record